AUGGGAAAAAAAGUUAAGAAAGAAGCUGAACCACCGCCGAAAGAUGUGUUUGAUCCAUUAGCAAUUGAAAGUAAGAAGGCCGAAACGGCUGUGUUGAUGCUGCAGUCCCCAGAAGAAGAAAUUCUCACAAAAGCCUGUGACGCCUUGUAUAAGUUUGCACAGAAAGAUGACGUCCGGAAACUGAUGCGGAAGCUGGAUAUCAUACCUUCUUUAAUUGCUCGUCUUGUUCCAGAAGAGGAAGUAGUGGUUCAUGAGUUUGCUACUCUUUGUCUAGCACACAUGGCCACUGACUAUUCCAACAAGGCGAAAAUAUUUGAGCUGAAUGGCUUAGAACAUCUCAUCCGUUUAUUAGGCAGCCCUGAUCCUGAUGUCAAGAAGAAUUCUGUUGAAUGUAUUUAUUUGUUGGCCCAGGACUUCCAGAGUCGCAGUGCUGUGUGUGAAAACAAUGCCGUACCUCCGUUGUUGGAGCUCUUAAAGUCAGACUAUCCAGUUAUUCAGCAGUUGUCUCUGAAGGCUCUUUGCAGUAUCAGCUGUGAAGCAGAGUGCAGGUUGGCUCUCAAGGAGAACCAAGCCAUGGAUCAUCUCUUAAAAAUCCUGGAAGCCAAGGAGCUUAAUGACUUACACGUGGAGGCCCUUCUGAUAAUUGCUAACUGCCUUGAGGAUGCAGACACUGUGCAGCUUCUCCAGCAGUCAGGAGGACUGAAGAAGAUUCUGACCUUUGCAGAGACAUCCCCGCUGGCUGACAUACAG
Molecule: messenger RNA, 750 nt
Organism: Staurois parvus
Lineage: Eukaryota; Metazoa; Chordata; Amphibia; Anura; Ranidae
Source: the annotation of a GenBank genome assembly